AUGGUCACCAUCCAACGUACCCUUCCAAUGAGUGGUAGCUCCUUUGAGGAGUCUAAGAGGCUUGCUGCUGAGAAGGCACGUCGAAUGUUGGAAGAAGCUCACAAAGGCAAGGGGCCUCCACCGCAAGUUAUACCAUCAAGUGCUACUCGUCCAGUUACGCGACCUCCCAGGCCUGGCGCAGGUCGAUCUGUGCAAAAAAGCAAGACAAGUAAUUUGGAAGCGUUCAAAGAAGAGCUGAAGAAAGUGCAACAAGAACGAGACCAACGCAAAGGUCUUAGAGAUCAUCUUCGAGCUGAAUUGGGUGUCGAUGCGGAAGCGCUUGAUAAGAUAGCACCUGCAUUAGACAAGCCGUACAUGGGCAGCGGCGAAUACGAUGAUGAUCCUUACACUACAAAUUUGUACAUCAGCAAUCUACCAUUAGAUGUAAGUGUGAUAUUUUUUGUUUACAUCUUAUCCUUUCAUAGAAAUUUGGAAGAUAUCCUGUCCUCCAGAAAAUUUCAUUACGUCACCUUCAGUCAUUUUCACAUGUUUCCUGGUUCAUAGUC
Molecule: messenger RNA, 545 nt
Organism: Cylicostephanus goldi
Lineage: Eukaryota; Metazoa; Nematoda; Chromadorea; Rhabditida; Strongylidae
Source: the annotation of a GenBank genome assembly